Alternaria viburni is the source of this 810-nucleotide messenger RNA. RefSeq lists its product as uncharacterized. The record is from RefSeq and is a predicted model, not a curated record. The transcript is spliced from 3 exons. Lineage: Eukaryota; Fungi; Ascomycota; Dothideomycetes; Pleosporales; Pleosporaceae. The coding region runs from base 1 to 810 and encodes 269 amino acids.
AUGGUAAAGCUCGCAGGAGGAUGGAUAGACCUCAACGAGAGAUACGGAGACAUGUUCAGAGGCGACUUCAACCCCAAUAUUUGCAACAAGAACACCCUCAAAGUCUUGGGCUUGACACAUCACUGUAAAGAUUGCAAGGCACCCCCGUCGAAGAAGUGCUUUUGGCAACUACAUUUCGCGUUCUGUGAUGAGUGCGGCGAGCGCUUCACUGUCUGGUCCAGAGGAUGCGGAAAACAUCCUUACAGCCACGGCUACAACAUCGUCUUCAAGGCUGUACGUGAUGACUGGCCCGCCUCGGAGAUAGAGCGACUAUUGGCGCCAAGUGGUACUGUUCAGGCCGAGGACUUCGCGGACCUACUCGACAACGGUGCCUCCUCCCCUAGUCCAGACCCCGAGCAUGGCGAUGUGGCUGAGCUCGCUGGAAUGGUCGCGAACGCCGACAUUAAUACGAACGGCGAAACCGACGAGAACGCUACCUCUCCCCCAACGACCCCAUUGCCUGAAGCUGACCCCAACGGCCAAGGCCAAGAAGGUGUCGCGUCGCCUCCUCCCGUCCCCGCAGACAAGACUUCCAGAACGUCGCAAUGGCUUCCCACCGGUCUCAAAGGUAAAGACGCCAAGGGCAUGAGACAUGCGCGUGCGGCGACCGGGAGAAAGAUACGUCGGGACACGGAAGCUGCUAUGCAGGCUGAGAUAGCUGCGGAUGAACGUGUGAAAGAGGCGCAGAGAGCUAAGAGAGCCGCCGAUGUAGCUAAGAGAGCAGAGCAAGAGAAGACGAGGAUGGGGAGAACUGGCCAUAAGAGGAAGUAG